AUGGCAAAAGGUUGUGACGUAAAGCAGGAGAGGAUCUCGUUUGGCGGGUACGGAGCAGAACCUGGAAAAUUCCAGGGGAACUUCGGAGUUGCAGUGUCUGCUGACAGUGAGAUAUUUGUGACUGAUCAGUUCAACAAACGAGUCCAGGUCUUUAAUAUGAAGGGGACCUUUCUCCGCCUCUUUCCAACCGUCGUGCCGGGUGAAAGAAAGACAAUGCGCCCUUGUAGUGUUUCUAUCGAUGUGGGCCCUGGCUACUUGUGGGUACUGGGGAGAUACAAAGAAGCGCAUGUGGUAAAGUACAGUAAGAACGGACAACCCAUCAAAAAGUUUGAUUUUAUCAACAAGAGCGUCUAUCCCGUCAUCGCGAUGGACGUGCGCAACAGUAAGGUUAUCGUGGGAGACGGACAGAGAAUUGUGAUGUUUGAUCCAAACGGCUCUCGCCUUUGGAGUUCAGAAGUGCGUCUGGGAUACGGGAUCGGGGGAAUCACAUCGGACAAGGAGGGAAAUGUCAUGCUGACGGAUAGGCGUAAAACCAUCCAGAAGUACAUUCCCUCCGGAGUAAAGAUAUUUGAAUUCGGCACCUCUGGAAAGGGGAAGGGGCAACUGAACUCUCCCAGAGGUAUUUGUCUUGACACCUCGGGUCACAUCAUUGUGGCGAGCUAUUUGAAAGACCGGGUAGACAUGUUCACAAGCCAGGGCGAGUUUGUCCGCACCAUCGCGGACAUUAAAUUCCCGGAGGCUGUCGCUAUGGGACCAUGUGGAGAGUUGGUGGUGACUAGCCCAUAUACAAACACUGUAUCUAUCUUCCCACGGCACAUGGUGCUUCCUUGA
Messenger RNA from Branchiostoma belcheri (Belcher's lancelet), 831 nucleotides. RefSeq names its product tripartite motif-containing protein 3-like. The record is from RefSeq and is a predicted model, not a curated record. Gene Ontology annotation, biological process: protein polyubiquitination; proteasome-mediated ubiquitin-dependent protein catabolic process; negative regulation of translation. The transcript has a single exon. Gene Ontology annotation, molecular function: ubiquitin protein ligase activity; translation repressor activity; protein binding. Lineage: Eukaryota; Metazoa; Chordata; Leptocardii; Amphioxiformes; Branchiostomatidae. The coding region runs from base 1 to 831 and encodes 276 amino acids.